GCCAGCCAGGAUAAACGAGCUUCACAGCGCAAUACCUGCAUCUCCUACGCCGUCGCCUGCCACCAUGCAUCCCUCUUCCAUCCGUGCCGCACUGGCGAAUGUAUUCCAGAUCCCAGCGCGUUCGAUAGCCCGGCAUGCUCUUCCCGCCGUUUCACCUGCAAGCAAUGUUACAGCCCCCAACCCUGUGAAAGCGUCGUUCUCGACGAGCGCACCUCGCGCCGCAAAGAAAGGAGGCAAAGUGAGGACAGAUCGAAGAAUAACUCUAAUCCGUUAUUUCCUACACCACCCCACGACCCUCACACCCCGACCUCUACGAUUCAGCCGUAACCGAUACCUACGGCACUGGACGAUCCAUCGCGCAUGGCAGCUUUACCGGGCCAAAGUGCGGGAAUUCCGCCAACUGGAGCUGGAGAGGCAGUACAAUGCGAUGAAUGCGGCGAAUGAAGAAUUGCGCGUGGGCGCCGGCGACGGUGGACGAUUGUUCCGGAAAGCGCAGAUGAAGACGGGGAUUUGGAGUAUUCCGGAACGAGGCGGUGGUGUGCCGAUCGAGUAUGCUCGCGGAUUGGUCGAGUGGAUGGGCAGUACGGGCGGUCUGGGUAGUGGUGGGAGUGGGCUGGGUGCGAAGGCGAAGAUCUGGGAUAGCGAUUGGAAAAGGUCGUGAGUUUCGGUUCCUUCAGGCGUUGCGGCGAGACAAGGUCUGUUGUACAAAAGAGCAUGGUCAAGGAUCAAGGGCCAGGUCCUGUGUCCAAAAAGAAAAGGAAUG
Exophiala viscosa is the source of this 763-nucleotide messenger RNA. RefSeq lists its product as uncharacterized. Lineage: Eukaryota; Fungi; Ascomycota; Eurotiomycetes; Chaetothyriales; Herpotrichiellaceae. Gene Ontology annotation, molecular function: structural constituent of ribosome. Gene Ontology annotation, biological process: mitochondrial translation. The transcript has 2 exons. Bases 65 to 661 code for a protein of 198 amino acids. The record is from RefSeq and is a predicted model, not a curated record.